Ornithodoros turicata is the source of this 1489-nucleotide messenger RNA. Its product is annotated as prolyl hydroxylase EGLN3-like. The transcript is spliced from 4 exons. Gene Ontology annotation, biological process: cellular response to hypoxia. The coding region runs from base 91 to 1137 and encodes 348 amino acids. Gene Ontology annotation, molecular function: peptidyl-proline dioxygenase activity; L-ascorbic acid binding; ferrous iron binding. Lineage: Eukaryota; Metazoa; Arthropoda; Arachnida; Ixodida; Argasidae. The record is from RefSeq and is a predicted model, not a curated record.
AUCGAUCCGAUCCAACACAAUCCAGUGCGAGACAAACGUGUUUCGCAGCAAGACUGGGAUGACGGAUGUUGUUUGAAGGUUACCCACCUCAUGAUGUCUGCUACUCCAGAUUCUGGGCAGCUUUACUACUGCCAGCUCUGCGGUAACGUCAAAGAGCUACGGCGAUGUGCCAGGUGCAACGCCGCUUAUUACUGUUCAAAAGAACACCAAAAGCAGCACUGGCCCGCCCAUAAACAUGUUUGUAAACCAGCACGACCCUUUGCACAACAGCCACAACCACCGGCGCAGGCUCAGUCGCAAGUCAUGUCGUCUGAAAUACCUCAAAUGCCAGAUACGUCAUAUGAUCCAAAUGAUCCGGUUAACCAAGCCUGGUGGAAUGACACUCUGUCAUCCCUCGGGAUUGGCCAGCCGGAGCAGGCGACAAGUACGACGGAGUUACCCAAGCCCACUUCAAGCUGGAUUCAACAAAUGUGCCGAAAUGUUAUCGACGAUAUGAACCAGUAUGGCAUUUGCGUGAUUGACAAUUUCCUAGGGUCCGUGAGAGGCACAGCGGUGCUAGAAGAGGUGAAGGCUUUGUACAGUAGUGGCAUGUUCAGAGAUGGCCAACUUGUAAAUAAUCGCGAAGGAUCAAGGGGGAUCGUUCGAGGUGACCGCAUUAUUUGGUUGGACGGCACCGAACCCAGCUGUCCGUCCAUUGGAUUUUUAGUUCGAACUCUAGAUUCAAUUAUCACUCGCUGCACGCGCAGCGACAAAUGCGGAAUGCUCGGCCAGUACAACAUAAACCAAAGAACAAAGGCUAUGAUAGCGUGCUAUCCUGGCAAUAACACACAUUAUGUCAAGCACGUGGACAAUCCAAACCAAGAUGGCCGUUGUGUUACAAGCAUCUAUUAUUUGAACAAGAACUGGGAUAUUAAGGUCCAUGGAGGAUUACUCAGGAUGUUCCCACUCGGACAAGAAAACCAAGUUGCCAACAUCGAGCCUCUGUUUGACCGCAUGCUGUUCUUCUGGUCAGACAGGCGCAACCCACACGAGGUUCUACCAUCCUUUGCAGUCAGAGGAUUUCCCCCCUUGCUUCCCUUUCCAAACUGCAUUACCAAAGGUACAAAUUUUCUUUUUUUGGUGGGGGUGAGUGGUUAACCUCCUCCGGUCACACCCCUGGCCUUGAAGUAAACACAACAUGUAGAUUUCUUUCUGUUCAUCCGGUGUGACUGAGGAUGUACUCUAUCAAGAUGUCGAUGCACCAAUUUUAAGCUGCACUGUUGUAGACACUACUAGUAUCUGCAACCGUGCAGCUUGAAGCCUACAACAUAUUAGUACUAGAAGCGUGCAUACCAUGCGGAAGUAGAUGCUGUCAGUGUUAUCCACGCUCCCCUCCAGGCAUGAUUUUCUGUCUUUUUUUUACUGUUCACUUUUGUCAGGUACAACAGAGCUUUGUUUCUUUGGAUUUGCAAACGUAGUCUGAUGACAUAAAAAUACCAGGACUGCAUUC